AAUAAUUGGACACAAGAAAAUCCUACAGGGCUAUAACCGGCGAGUGGUGGAUGAGCGGGUACUGAAGUGGCUCCAACAUGGCUACCUCAAAGAUGGUGAUGGCUUCGCUAACCCACUGCCGCGCUCUCACGUGCGCCUCCACGGCCUCAGCGUCAGCCUCUUACCCUGCGCGCCUGGUGCCGCACCCACCAGACCUCAUCAAGUGGGUCAGGAGGGAAGGUGGCUUCGUGCACCCGUCGGUGAAGAUAGCUCAGGACGACACCACCGGUCUUGGACUCAUUGUCUCUGGAGAAAUUCCAAGAGGGUCCGACCUUAUUGCCCUUCCUGAUCACAUACCCUUGAGGUUUGAAUCGGAUGGUGGACGUGGGCUUGACUCUGUCUUGGCCAAUUUGGCUCACCAAGUUCCCGAGGAACUGUGGGCAAUGAAAUUGGGUUUGAAGCUUCUGCAAGAAAGAGCAAAGGCUGGGUCCUUCUGGUGGCCAUACAUCAGCAAUCUCCCUGAAACUUACAGUGUACCCAUCUUCUUUCCUGGGGAGGAUAUAAAGAACUUGCAGUAUGCUCCUCUUCUUCACCAGGUAAACAAGAGAUGCCGGUUUCUUCUCGACUUUGAGCAAGAUGUCAGACAUGCUCUUCAAAAUCUGGAACCAGAUGAUCACCCUUUUGGUGGCCAAAAUGUAGAUGCAUCUUCCCUAGGAUGGGCAAUGUCAGCCGUCUCUUCAAGGGCAUUUCGUUUGCAUGGUAAAAAGCUCCCAGAUGGAACCCACAGUAAUGUCCCCAUGAUGCUUCCUCUCAUCGAUAUGUGCAACCAUAGCUUCAAUCCAAAUUCCCGAAUAGUUCAGGAACAAGAUGCCGGGAUACUAGUAAAGGUUGUAGCAGAAACAGUGAUCAAAGAAAAUGAAUCUUUAGUACUUAAUUAUGGCUGUUUAAACAAUGAUCUUUUCCUGCUGGAUUAUGGAUUUGUGAUACCUUCAAACCCCAAUGACAAUAUCGAACUCAAAUAUGACGGUGCUCUGUUGGAUGCUGCAAGCAUGGCUGCCGGAGUUUCUUCGCCCAACUUCUCUGCUCCAGCUCCAUGGCAGCAAAAGUUUUUAUCCCAGCUUAAUUUAGAUGGAGAAGCUCCUCUUCUCAAGGUCAGCUUAGGAGGUGAAGAGUUGGUGGAGGGACGCUUGUUGGCAGCCUUAAGAGUACUCCUUGCGAGCGAUAUGGAAACAGUGCAUAAGCAUGAUUUGAACACGCUUAAAUCUUUGUCAGCUGAAGCUCCUCUUGGUAUUGCAAACGAAGUAGCUGCUUUCCGCACCGUUAUCGCGCUCUGUGUGAUUGCGUUAGGACACUUCCCAACCAAAAUAAUGGAGGAUGAAUCCCUAUUGAAAAAAGAGGGCGUCUUGGGUUCAACCGAGUUGGCCAUCCAGUUCAGAAUGCAGAAGAAAUCUGUGAUUAUAGAUGUGAUGAGAGAUCUGACAAGGAGGGUGAAGUUACUAUCGUUGAAGGAAGCCGCGGCAGCAAAAUGCUAAUCUAUGAUGGUGGAGUCAUUUUCAGUGUGGCUUCUUGGCUCUCAACGAUCUCUCUAUCCCAACGUUGUCAUGUAUGUUGUCAUUGCUAACUUGUUCUGUUUUGCUUUUGAGUAACCUCAUGAUGAUUGGGUUUCUAGAAAAUUUUGACUGUUUA
This is a messenger RNA of Alnus glutinosa, 1665 nucleotides long. RefSeq lists its product as uncharacterized. Gene Ontology annotation, biological process: peptidyl-lysine monomethylation. Gene Ontology annotation, molecular function: protein-lysine N-methyltransferase activity; protein binding. NCBI's taxonomy places the organism in Eukaryota, Viridiplantae, Streptophyta, Magnoliopsida, Fagales, Betulaceae. The transcript is spliced from 5 exons. The coding region runs from base 78 to 1511 and encodes 477 amino acids. The record is from RefSeq and is a predicted model, not a curated record.